AUGGCGCAGCAACAGUUCCUCCACCAGCGCCCAAUCCAAAACCCAUUCUCAAACCCUUUCUCUUCCUCUUCUCUUUCAAAUUCUUCAAUCUCAAAUCGCCCCAUCUCUCUCCUCAGCCGCAACGGUCUCCUCCUCCUUCUCGGUCUCCUCGUUCUCCUCGGCGUAUUCGUACCCUGGGCAGGAUCUCCCUUAUUCCCGUUUCCAAACGGACUCUCUUCUUCCUCUUCAUCGCAAGCCAAAUGGCGCGACUAUUCCCUCGCUCAAGCCGCGAAAUUCGCAGCUAAGAACGGGACUGUGAUCGUCUGCGCCGUGAGCUAUCCUUACUUGCCAUUUCUCAACAACUGGUUGAUUAGUGUUUCGAGACAGAAGCACCAAGACAAAGUCCUCGUCAUCGCUGAGGAUUACGCUACUCUCUACAAGGUUAACGAGAAAUGGCCUGGCCACGCCGUUCUCAUCCCUCCGGCGCUUGAUUCGCAGAUCGCACAUAAGUUCGGUUCCCAGGGUUUCUUCAAUUUUACGGCACGGAGGCCGCAACAUCUCUUGCAAAUAUUGGAGCUAGGUUACAAUGUAAUGUACAACGAUGUUGACAUGGUGUGGUUGCAAGAUCCAUUCAAGUAUUUGGAAGGAAGCCAUGAUGCAUACUUUAUGGAUGACAUGACUGCAAUUAAGCCAUUGGAUCACUCUCAUGAUUUACCACCUCCGGGUAAAAAAGGAAGGACGUAUAUAUGUAGCUGCAUGAUUUUCUUGCGUCCCACUAAUGGCGCAAAGCUUCUAAUGAAGAAAUGGAUUGAGGAGCUUCAAGACCAACCUUGGUCCAGAGCAAAGAAAGCAAAUGACCAGCCUGCUUUUAACUGGGCACUUAACAAAACAGCUCAUCAGGUGGAUCUCUACUUGCUAUCUCAGGCAGCAUUUCCAACAGGAGGAUUGUACUUCAAGAACGGGACUUGGGUUAAAGAGACAAAGGGGAAACAUGUCAUAAUCCACAAUAACUACAUUAUUGGUUUCGACAAGAAGAUCAAACGUUUCCGUGACUUUGGUCUUUGGGGUGUUGUUUACGUGAGGAGUAUUGAGCGUCACGUCCAUCCGUCAUCUCCUCGAUCACGCCCGACUCUUGAGUCAUCACUGUGCUCUACUAUGGAAGAUAUUAAUAAUCCGAGAAAAAGGAAAGAUAGUCCUGCUAGCAGCCAAUCAGGAACCCAAGAACUUGGUAAGGAUGACAAGAAGAAAAUCAAGAAAAUGAAGAAAGUUUAUGACAAGAUUGCUAAAGAUAUUACAGAGCUAAACCGGAGCUUGCUAACAAUAGGAGACAUAGCCUCCUCCUCAUUUGAUCUGCAAAAAGUUUUCCGUCCAACUCCUGCUGAUAUUGUCGCAAUGAAAAUUGAGAAGCUAGAAGUCCAUUGUGUCGUAAUUACCGGUAGAGGAGCGGUCUGGAUUGAUAGGGAGUGGGUGGAGUUUUGGCAGGAGGAGGAAGAAGCAGAAGCCCAAGAGAAAACGGAGGGAUCAGCAAGAUAUGAGUGCUGUUUUGAAACUGAAGAUUCAGAUGGACACAACAGGGCUGGUAUGUUGGUUAGGGGAAUUGAUACUUGCCUUGCUAGGGACGAUAUCAAGAGCGCAUUGAGGAAACAUUUUGAGUCAGGUGGAUGUCAAGUCUCACGGGUUUUUGUUCCCAUAGAGUGUUACACCGGUGUUCCCUUAGGAUUUGCUUUCGUUGAUGUGGAUGAUAAUGAAAAGGCCUUGUAUAUAGGUGGUGGUAACAUGGGAGAAAGUAGGUUUCGUGUUGUUAUGGCUCUAGAUCAAAGGGACACUAACUUCCCUGACUUUGUUGGGUGCCAAUAUUGUGGUACUUUCCUUCUUCAGCGCCGGCUAGAAAGAUGGCGCCGGAGGAACUAUUACUAG
Microthlaspi erraticum is the source of this 1896-nucleotide messenger RNA. Lineage: Eukaryota; Viridiplantae; Streptophyta; Magnoliopsida; Brassicales; Brassicaceae. The record is from the annotation of a GenBank genome assembly.